Penicillium pulvis is the source of this 1416-nucleotide messenger RNA. RefSeq lists its product as uncharacterized. The coding region runs from base 1 to 1416 and encodes 471 amino acids. The record is from RefSeq and is a predicted model, not a curated record. The transcript has 4 exons. Lineage: Eukaryota; Fungi; Ascomycota; Eurotiomycetes; Eurotiales; Aspergillaceae.
AUGGAUAACCCCAAACACCCCGAAAAGGCCAAGAUCAGCCAGGAGCCUGAUCUACAGCCAGAUGCGAUAGCCGGGAAUAUGGACGUGUAUCAUAAAGUCCCAAAAGGAUAUCGAAUUCUCGGACUCUUUACGCUUCCUGCCUACCGCGCCCCGAUCACACAAUGUGUGAUUAUCGCUAUCGUGCACCUUGCAGUUGUAGGCAUGUUUAACGUUUUAUCUGCACUUGGCGGGGGAGGUCAAAUAGACCCUACAACUAGUAAUAACGCCAACACAAUCUUGUAUAGUCUGUUUUGUGCAUUUGCGUUGGUCUCGGGUUCGGUGUGCAACUUUCUCGGGCCCAAGAUCACUCUUGCAACGGGCGGCAUCGGGUAUUCCCUUCUGUCGGCUUCAUACUGGAGCUACAACAACAAUAUGAAUCAGGCCUUUGUUUACUUUGGAGGUGCCACGUGUGGAGUUGCAGCUGCAUUCCUUUGGACUGCAGAGGGAUCCAUGAUCAUGUCACUGCCGUUGGAGAAAGACAAGGGGAAAUACGUGGGAAUCUUCUAUGGAGUCUCAUUCUUCGGGACUGUAGUGGGUGCCAUCAUCCCUACAGUCGAAAAUUGGGGGUCACAACGGCCGGAAGCUGUGGUGGCAUGCUUUGUGUCCGAUCCAUCAAAGGUUAUUCGAAAUGAUGGAUCUCGCGUUAUGAUUCCGAGACAGACUAGCUUUGUUCAAGAACUGAAGAACGUGUGGGUUGUUGUCAAACGGGAGCCAUGGAUCAUCUUGUUUUUUCCCUACAGCUUUGCUGGACUGUGGUAUAUUCCUUACCAGAGCAACGACUUCAAUGCCUACUUUUUUGACCUGCGAACUCGCGCGUUUGGCAGUCUCUGGUUUGACUUUGGCCAAUUUGUCACGGCUGUGAUUCUGGGACUCUUGCUUGAUUAUACAAAGCUGGGGGGUCGGCGUCAACGCGCCUUUAUAGGAUGGUUAUUCCUGUUUGUUUUGAUUAACGCAGUCUUUGUUGGAGGCGUCUUUCCUGCUCGCGAGUCUCACCGGGGACGCCCUCCGGCACAUCUUCUUGAUGUCCAUGACUCAAGAGCGGCGGGAUAUAUUGCUCUCUAUACAUUUUACGGGGCCGUCGAUGGUGCAUGGCAGACAUUUGCCUGGUGGAUCAUGGGCGCUCUCUCAAACGAUCCGCUGGUCUUGUCUAUAUAUUCGGCAUUUUAUAAGGUUUUUGGGGCGAUGGGAGCUGCCAUCGUAUUCAGUCUGGAUGUUCAUGAGGUUAGCUAUCAGGCCAUGUUCGGAAGCUAUUGGGGUCUGUUGGCUGGAUCUAUGGUUAUUUUGAUGGUCCUCAUCUAUAAGCGUGUUCAAGACACACUUAUACUUCCGGUCAUUGAUUCUACGAAGAAAGAAGAGUCAAUUAUCAAUGGCAUUUGA